Messenger RNA from Haliotis rufescens (red abalone), 5966 nucleotides. Its product is annotated as probable G-protein coupled receptor frpr-1. NCBI's taxonomy places the organism in Eukaryota, Metazoa, Mollusca, Gastropoda, Lepetellida, Haliotidae. The record is from RefSeq and is a predicted model, not a curated record. The transcript has 2 exons. Gene Ontology annotation, molecular function: G protein-coupled peptide receptor activity. Gene Ontology annotation, biological process: neuropeptide signaling pathway. The coding region runs from base 112 to 1014 and encodes 300 amino acids. Gene Ontology annotation, cellular component: membrane.
UUUAUAUCACUUACUGAAGCACAUUAUGUAUUCGUUUCCCAUAGACAAUAACAGAUAGGAGUCUAUAUAUAUUGCAGCAGUGCAUGGAGAGAAUCUUUCAGGAUCAGCAUCAUGGAUAAUGUAUACAUCCUGAAAUAUUUGGCAUAUGUUGGAAUCGUACUGUGUUUACUAGGUAUUAUUGGAAACGCAUUCAGCGUGUAUGUUCUUUCCAAGAUGAAUUCAGCGUCCUUGAGACUUUUGAAGUACCUCAAUGUUGUGGACAUUGUACUUUUAGUGAUAGUUUGUAGUUUGCUGACGAUGAUUGUCCUGUGGUGGAAAAGAGCGUCGUUUGAACACCAUUUCGUGAUAUUGUGUACAAGUGUAUUGUUUCUAACAGUUCAAACGUUUGAAACAUACUUAACUGUCUUGAUUGCCUUUGUGAGAUGUCUAGCCGUGGCAAUGCCUUUCCGAUUUUCAACUUGUAUGCGGGAUUCUGUUCAAAGUAAGUUGCUCGUGGCAAUUGCAGUAUUUUCACUGUUAUUCAAUCUGCCUCUCUAUCUAUUGUUGAUGCCGAACAGUAUUACAUUGAGGAUGGCUAAAUUUCAAAUCAUGUACCUAAGUCUGGUAUUUUCCUUCAUUCUUCCUUUACUCGUCAUCACCAUCUGCAACGUAAUCCUAGUCGUUUCAAGAUGUAGAAUGAGAUCAGUCCAAAGUCAGAACGACCGGUGUAGAUCACGUGAUAGACGACACAGCCGGGGCGCAUUUCAGCUGACAUGCCUUGUUCUUGCAAUAACGGCAAUGUUUAUUGCCACUCACGCUCCUGUAGGCGUGUUCAAAUGUCUUCGUUUGACAUAUCAAAUUGACAUAACUGUACAGUUCAUUGGUUUUCAGAUUUUGAUAACUAUUAUUUAUAGUGCUACUAACUUUAUUCUCUACUGUUGUUUCGGUAGUGAGUUUAGAUCUACCCUGAUAUCUUUGUGCAAGAAACCUUGUUUCACAAGGACAGACCAGCCUAUGCCCGUGUCACCAGUGUAGCAUUGUGCAGCUAUCAGUAUUCACGAGGAGAGACCGGUGACACUCACAAAGAUAUAAUUGUUACCGAUGUUUGUGCAACGGAAGAUUAUUUGAACAAUAUUGGAGUGGGGAUUGUGACUUUGUGUUUUGUAAUACUAUCUGACAUCUGACAGGGAGAGGAACUGAAUCAAUAAAUUUGAAACAUAACUCCAAUACUCCUUCUGAUAUUACCAAUAAGCUGGGUUUCAGCGAAAUAUCCACGUCUUAAUAUGUUGGCAAGGUUCAAGUUAUCCCGUGUCACAAGCAUAUGGACAAAACUAUUCGACAGAUCCCAGCUAUUACUGGGACGUUCAGGUCAUCUCCGGCGACGCCCAACACUCCGAAUUCCAGACUACGACGAGUUAACCCAUCCUUGGCUUACAUCUUCAUCAUCUGUGAUUUGACGUUCGAGGGCAUGUUCUUCUAAAAUCGAUGUUCUUCAAAUACCGUUCCCGACUGGUUACACAUUGUAACAUCGCCAAUGUUCCUAAGAGGUUCUUGUUGUGAAAAUGUAUGCAUGGAUAAGGAUUAAUGUCACUUAAUUAGUGAUCAUUAUGUCAAUUAUAUGACGGCGUGUCAGCUUAAUGAGGAAGGACAGCUUGAGGUAACGCAAGCCGUAGACGUUUUCCAUUUUGGUGAAACCAACGAGGACGGAUAUGGUGCUGAGAAACCAAGGUUCAAGGAAAAACUUGGAUUCGAACACCAAUCAGAGAACAAAAAAUGUUAGACCAUUUCGCUAACACCUGGUGUCUUUUCGUUAUUUAAUAGCUUCUAUGUGUCCAGUUUACAGAUUCUAUGUGACAGAUAUCAGUUCCAACUUAAUAGAUGGUACAUGUAGGCAGUCAUUUUCAUUAUCCGUGUGAUAUGGAUGUGUAAAUUUAGGAUUGGUACUAAAUUAUUUCAAGUUAAUAAUAACAUUUCCCUUUACUAACUGAGUUUGCAUUAUGUUUUAUUCAACGAGUUACUGUAAAUAUUGUUUGGUUAUAAAAAUUCAGAAAAAUACGUGCAAACCGUAUCAAAGCAGCCGUUUAUUGUGGAAUAAGCAAUGAGUAACCAAUUAUUAUUCGGUACUUUCAAUUACCAUUUGAAGCGCUUCGUGUGACACUUUUGUCAGAAGAGCAGCAUAUAUACACACCAAUGAAAAAUGUCGCCCGCAUGAGUACGUAUAGAGUGAGUGAUCAUAGUUAAAUGUAGAUGUAUUGAAACAAUGAAAACUAUAUGUUAUAUGCCAGUCUACAAUGGACAAAACCAGUCUAAAUCCUGAUACUUCAGGGUAUUUGUCGUUCUGGCGUGUUACAUAAAAUCAAACAAUCAAAUAGUGCACCCAAAACCAAUUCGCUUCAUGAUUAAUAAAGAAAUAGUUGACGUUGAUAUUUGACGAGAGAAUUAUUUUAUUCUGGAAGAACAUCCGAUUGAUCUAGCAUACUCCUGUUGCUAACAAAGUCGUUCUAAAGAUGUGUGUGUGUAAAUGAAUUGAAAUUAUUUCUUCCUAUAUUUGGACAUAACGUGUUGUAUAGAUUCAAAUUAUACAAUAAAUAACUUUCUAAUCGAAGAUUUGUCUCGAAAAUGAAACCUCACUUGGGUAAAAAGGCAUAAAAGUCAACGACAGGCGUUACUGUGAGCUUUCCUAAAGCUCCUUCAACGUUGACACGUGAUGUAACGUAAAUAUUCAAUUUGUUAAAAAGAUGUUCUGUGAUCAUUCUCUGGAUAUAAUUAUUAUAUAUAGUUGAUGCUUUUGCUUAUACACCGCGAGGGGGCGGUCGGGUAGCCUAGUGGUUAAAGCGUUCGCUCGUCACGCCGAAGACCCGGGUUCGAAUCCCGACAUGGUUACAAUGUGCCGUGAUAUUGCUGGAAUAUUGCUAAAAGCUGUGUAAAACCAUACUCACUCAGUAUAGACCGUGAGAUUUACUGAACUGGGUCGGUCUCCAUGGUUAUUAUUAAAAUCACAAGCGAACACAAUCUGCAACAAUGAAAUAAUUUGAAUCAGGUUCAUGACUUUUUAACUAUUUAGAAAUCUUAACCUUUUACGAUUUUAACUUCCAUACUAUUUCAUACGAAAAUAGAUGUGGUUGCAUGUUCAAUUUCGUAACUUACGGCGGGAGAAUGGAGAGGCAUAGUAUUUGAUGUCUGAAUUGAGUUUACUAUUUUCUACUAUUGGAAAUCAAAAUUAAGCUUUCUGCACUAUUUGAGAGGUAAUUAAUACUUUGGAUAUCAAAAGAGAGUUAUUCAGUGUCAGUGUGAUGUCGUGAUUGGUAUUUAAUACCUGUUGAUAACUUGAAAGGUAUACUGAAUAUUGAAUGUGGUUCUUUUAUGAGUAUUCAGUACUAUUUGAUAUAUAAAUGGAUUUACUGCAUAUUCGCAUAUAUAUGUAUAUGAACAACCUUUCUAUUUUCAAUCCAAAUCGCGUUUACUGCAUACUAGUAUUUUAUGGCGUUUUUGAUCGGUAAUUAAUACUAGUUGAUAUCAAAGUACACAUGUAGUUACGCCAUUAUCAAUAUGAUAUUUGGUUGGUGUCUAGUACUAUUUGAAAACAGUUCACUGUACAUAAAUUGUGAUUGUUUAUGGUUAUUUCAUACAAUUUGACAUUUAAGUCGAUUUACAUAUUUCAUAUCUAAAUCGCGUUUUAGUCACAAUCAAUGUCAUACUAUUUCAUAUCUACAUCGAUCAUAAUGCAUUGUAUUUUCUGGGUGCUUUUUUUUCAGAAAUAAUAUUGUACGGUAUAUUUAGAUCGAUUUUACUUCAUAUUUGAUGUGAUUCUGUAUGGGUAGUUAAUACUAUUUGGUGUCUGUAUGAACACAUUGCAGUGUGUUUGGGGUUGGAUUAUUUUCCAAAAAUAAUAUUGUUCUGAAUAUAUAAGUCGCGUUUACUGAUUAUUACUAUUUGAUAACCGAAGUUACUUAAUUCUCAGUGUGAUCUUUUGAAAACUUUAAGUGUAUACUGAAUAUUAAAUGUGGUUCUUUUGGGGGUAAUUAAUAACAUUUGAUAUUUAAAUGGAUUAACUGCAUAUUCAAGGUGGUCUUUUAAUGGGCACACUUUAUGUAUUUUAUAUCUAAAUCGCGUUUACUGCAUACUAGUAUUUAAUGGAGAUUUUGAUAUCAGAAUAUAGAUGUUAUCAAUGUCAUUAUCAAUGUGAUAUAUGAUUGGUGUCUAAACCUAUUUGAAAACAGUUUACUGUACAUUAAUGUGAUUGUUAUGUGGCUGCUUAAUGCAUCUGAUAUUUAAAUGGAUUUAUAUUUCAUAUCUAAAUUGAGUUUACUUCACGAUCAAUGUCAUAUCAAUGGGUAAUUGAUACUAUUUGAUAUCUACAUUGAGCAUAAUGCAUUGUAUUUUCUGUGGGGUUUUUUCAGAAAUAAUAUGGUACUGUAUAUCUGAAUCGACUUUACUUCAUAUUUGAUGUGAUUGUUAUGGGAAAUUAAUACUAUUUGGUGUCUAUAUCGAUCAUAAUGCUAUGUGUUUUGUGUUGUUUUUUGUGUUAAUGUUCAUGUUAAUGUUAAUAUAAACUGAGUUUGCUACACAUUUGACGUUGGUUUUUUGCGUAAUUAAUACUAUUUGAUAACCGAAGUAACUUAAUUCUCAGUGUGAUGUUUUCAUUGGUAUUUAAUACCUUUUGAUAACUUUAAGGUUAUACUGAAUAAUAAAUUUGGUUCUUUUAUGGGUAUUUGAUACCAUUUGAUAAUCAAAAUGGAUUAACUGCAUAUUCACGGUGGUAUUUUUAUGGGCACCUUUAUAUAUUUAUUAUCUAAAUCGCGUUUACUUCAUACUCGUAUUCAAGUGAGUUUUUUAUGGGUCUUUAAUACCAUUUGAUAACAGAAUAAACAUGUUGUUACGUCAUUAUCAAUGUAAUCUUUGUUUGUUGUCUAGUCCUAUUUGAUAGCUUAAACCAGUUUAUUGUUUAUCAAAGGUGCAGCCUCACCAUAAAUAGUACACAAGUUCAUGUGAAAUAUGGACUGGCAAUUUCAAAACAGUUACUUCCAAAAUGAGAAAAAGAAUGCUUCUAACUGUAGCUAUAGUACAUAUUGAAAGCUGAUCGAUUUGUUGUGGUAACGCACAAGAUAAGUGGGUGUAGACAUACCGAUUUAUACAUUUAAAAACAUUCAGGUUAUGCAGUAACCAAAACAUUUAAUUUCAAAAUGCUCUUUUUUAUGGGCACCCUUUAUAUAUUUAUCAUCGCAUUUACUUCACGUUAGUAUUCAAUGGAGUUUUUCUAGGGGUAUUGAAUACCAUUUGAUUACAGAAUAUACAUGUAGUUACGUCGGUAUCAAUGUAAUGUUUGAUAUGUGUCUAGUCCUAUUUGAGAAAACUAUGGCAGUGUGGAUAUCCUCUAACUUAUAUAAUACAAGUUUAUUAUUCGGGGAUCAUCCAUAUUUUCUUUAGGCUUUGUUAUUGAAACACAAACAGUACAACUAUUGGUGUCGUCCGUAAAAUAGACAGGGUGUUUCAUUGUUUUGAUACAACAAGCGGUAUCAACGUUUCUUUUACAGUUUCCUGAAAACGGACCCGAGACCACCUACUUUGUAUUUUCGUCAAACACUGACCCUCAUUCUCUUCGCAGUAUGAAUUUGAAACAAAUCCUUCAGUAAAUGUUGUUCGUAUACGGCUACAGCAAUAUAGGCAGAUCACGCCACGUUUAUGUGUGUAGAUAUCUGCAUAUAGAUAUUUCAAGGCGAACGUGAUCAAGGACUAUAAAAUGAUUAUCAAAACUCAAAAUUUGAUUAAAUGUAAUUAUUGCGAUUAUUGACUACUUUUGUUACUUAAUGAUUACUUAAGUCACUGUAAUUUGGGGGGAACGGGAAGUCACUGUAAUUUGGGGGGAACGGGAGGCCCAGUCGUAUCAGGCGCCACUAUACGCUGUGCAGAGUUGCGUCGCUUAGGCACGCCAGAAACCUAUGAUUGUGGGUUCGAAUCCCGGUUCGCCCCGAUUAUGUUUCUGGGUU